Molecule: messenger RNA, 3848 nt
Organism: Xyrauchen texanus (razorback sucker)
Lineage: Eukaryota; Metazoa; Chordata; Actinopteri; Cypriniformes; Catostomidae
Product: matrilin-4-like
Exons: 18
Coding region: 220-2940 (906 amino acids)
Molecular function (GO): calcium ion binding
Source: RefSeq, a predicted model, not a curated record
CCCAGUGCCUUGGCUCUUCGUGCCUGAAUAAGAGCUGAACAAACUGGUUCACUUACGUUUUAGCUUUAUUGAACGACUUGCACGAUUUUUGCGCAAAUACAUCAGGACUGGAUACCAUUGUCAAAUUCUGUAGGAAAUAUCGUACCUGUCCCAUUCCGGUGAGCGCGUGACUGCUGUGAGCGGGAUUUCGUAGCGAGGUUUGGCCUUUGUUGACGAAACAUGACACGUGUGUUUGCGUAUGUUGGCGUGCUAAUAGCCAUCAUGGCUGUGACGGGAGCAAGGCCAAAAUCAGCUGAACCAAAGUGUAAAUCUGGCCCGGUCGACCUGCUCUUCAUUAUCGACGGCUCCCGCAGCGUCCGCCCUCAUGAGUUUGAGACGAUGCGCAAGUUCAUGAUCGACAUCAUCCAUGAGCUGGACAUUGGCCUGGAAGCUACGAGAGUUGGCGUGGUCCAAUAUUCCAGCCAAGUCCAGAACGUGUUCUCCCUCAAAGCCUUUAGCAAGACUGCGCAGAUGGUUAAAGCCAUCAAUGAGAUCAUUCCAUUGGCCCAGGGCACAAUGACCGGCCUUGCCAUCCGUUACGCCAUGAACGUUGCCUUCUCCACCGAAGAGGGUGCCCGUUCUAACGUUCCCCAUGUGGCUGUUAUCGUGACUGACGGUCGCCCGCAGGACCGCGUGGCCGAAGUGGCGGCGGCUGCGAGAGAGUCUGGGAUUGAGAUCUACGCCAUUGGUGUCGCCAGAGCCGAUAUGACAUCACUCCGAGCAAUGGCAUCUCCACCGUUUGAGGAUCACGUGUUCCUUGUGGAGAGCUUUGACCUUAUUCAUCAGUUUAGGCUUCAGUUGCAAGACAAGCUUUGUGGGACUGACUUGUGUCUAGAAUCAGAUCAUGGCUGUGAUCACAUCUGCGAGAGCUUGCCUGACUCCUACUACUGUCUGUGUCUCCCUGGAUUCACACUGAACGAAGAUGGCAAGACUUGCACAUCCAUUGAUCUAUGUGCAGAAGGGAAGCAUAACUGUGAGCAGAUCUGUAUCGCUUCACCUGGAUCCUUUACAUGUGACUGUAACACAGGAUACACACUCAACGAGGACAAGAGGACCUGCACAAUGAUUGACUACUGUUCAUUUGGGAAUGACAGCUGUGAGCAUGAGUGUGUGAGUGUGCUCAAUGGCUAUACCUGCCGUUGUAAUGAAGGAUACUCACUCAAUGGUGAUCUGAAGACCUGCACAAUGAUCGACUACUGUUCAUUUGGGAAUGAUAGCUGUGAGCACGAGUGUGUGAGUGUGCUUCAAAGCUUUUAUUGCCAAUGCCGUAAAGGAUACACACUCAACGAGGAUGAGACGACGUGCACAAUGAUCGACUACUGCUCAUUUGGGAAUGAUAGUUGUGAGCACGAGUGCGUUAGCAUGCUCAAUGGCUUCAACUGCCAGUGUAAUGAUGGAUACUCACUCAACGAAGACUUGAAGACCUGCACAAUGAUCGACUACUGCUCAUUUGGGAAUGACAGCUGUGAGCACGAGUGCGUAAGUGUCCUCAAAGGCUUUUACUGCCAAUGCAACGAUGGAUACUCACUCAACGAUGACAAGAAGACCUGCACAAUGAUCAACUACUGCUCAUUUGGGAACGACAGCUGUGCGCAUGAGUGCGUGAGUGUCCUCAACGGGUUUUACUGCCAAUGUAACGAUGGAUACUCGCUCAACGAUGACAAAAAGACCUGCACAAUGAUCGACUACUGUUCGUUUGGGAAUGAUAGCUGUGAGCACCAGUGUGUAAGCGUGCUUAAAGGCUUUAACUGCCUUUGCAAUGAUGGAUACUCACUUAAUGAUGAUAAGAAGACCUGCACAAUGAUCGACUACUGUUCAUUUGGGAACGACAGCUGUGAACACAAGUGUGUGAGUGUGCUCAAAGGUUUUAGCUGCCGUUGUAACGAAGGAUACACUCUCAAUGAUGACAAGAAGACCUGCACAAGGAUUGACUACUGUUCAUUUGGGAAUCACAGUUGUGAUCAUAAGUGUGUUAGUGUGCUCAAUGGCUUCUAUUGUCGCUGCAAUGAGGGAUACACUCUUCAGGAGGAUGGAAAGGCCUGCCGGUCGGAUAACUUGUGUAACACAGUCGAACAUGGUUGUGAAUACCAGUGUGUGAGCACUCCAGGAUCAUACCAUUGUAUCUGUCCCGAGGGUCAUCUGCUACAGGAUGACGGCAAGACAUGUGGAACCUGCAGAUCUUCUAACAUUGAUCUGGUCCUCCUCAUCGAUGGUUCCAAAAGUGUUCGACCGAACAAUUUCGAACUCGUUAAGCAGUUUGUAAACCAGGUGGUGGAUCAACUCGACGUCUCCCCUAAAGCUACACGAGUGGGUCUCGUCCAGUAUUCCAGCCGUGUGAGGACAGAGUUCCCACUCAGCAGGUACCAAAGUAAAGAGGAGAUCAAGAAGGCUGUGAUGAGCGUGGAAUACAUGGAGAAGGGGACCAUGACAGGCCUGGCUCUCAAACACAUGAUGGAGAACAGCUUCACUGAGGCUGACGGAGCCCGCCCUGCCGAAAAGAACAUCCCACGGAUCGGCCUGGUAUUCACAGAUGGACGUUCACAGGAUGAUAUCACAGAGUGGGCAAAUAAGGCCAAGGAAGCAGGUAUCACAAUGUAUGCAGUUGGAGUGGGUAAAGCCGUGGAGGAUGAACUGAGAGUAAUCGCCUCUGAGCCCGUGGAAAAACACUUCUUCUACACCGCAGACUUCACAGCCAUUAGCCAGAUUGCUGAGAACCUCAAACUGAACGUCUGUGCUGCGGAGAGUCAGGGGGAGGUCGAGGUGAAGGAACCCUGUGCUUGUGAAAGUCUCGUGGAGUUCCAGCGGGUCACCAUGUCCACCCUCGAUCAGCUCAACCAGAAACUGUCAGCAAUGAACAAGCGAAUGGAAGUUCUGGAGAACCAGUUGCUCACGAGAAAAUGAAACAGCACGUCAUACAAACCUACUAAGGAGGAAGGGUCGCGUUUGGUGAUAAGUGUCCUUCAAUGAAACCAAAGUCGUAAAGGUGAAGACCCCUGUGACAUGAGGGCAGCAGACCCAUUCUGUGCCAUUUUCAACAUGGCUGACAUUGUUCCCUAUUUAUACAUGAUCUGUAUUGUUUGGUUUAUAGAGAAGUCUGUAUUUAUGGCAAAUUUUAUAAUAGCAUUUAUACACUAAAAAGGGAAAUUAAGUCUUGUAGUCGUACCACUCAGAAAUGUUAUCAUCUCCAUCAUAUUUGCAUUGUUUUUGGCUUUGGAAACAGAAUGUAAACCUGUAUGAAACUGGGACAUGUGCCGUUUGAUUGUUGCAGUUAAAUUCUAAGUAAAACACAAUUUUUUUUUCAAUUAUGUAGAAAUAUUAUAUUGAAAAAAAACCUCUAUUAGUUACACAAUAUACUGUUGUAAAAAUUGUCUUUGAAUCAGUAGUUUACAAACAAAAUACUGAUAACAAGGGAGACUAAUACAGCAAAAUGAUCCGCUAAAAAGCUGUUGCCGUCAAUAAUGUGCCUGAAUUUUUUAAAUAGUCAGAGAAAUAUGUCUGAUAUUUGAUAAUUGUUUGACUGGACUGCAAAAUAGAUCUGUAAAUCAACAACUGCCUGAAUGGUUUGUUCAUUUUAAAGAUAUAAAAGAAAAUUUUAGGAAAUAUGGUGAUAUGUUUAAGUGCCCCUUAAGAUUGCAGUUUUUAUUUUUACUAUUAAAGCGUCAUUUACACGUUUUGAAACCAGUUAAGAGUACCUCAAAAUACUCUGGCCUCAGGAUCUUAAUGUUUUUAUGUUUUUUAGACAUUUGCAAAAACGCCCCAUUAUAAAGCUUUUGUAUGUGAAUUCUUGUACUUUGGGAUAUUUCUUAAUA